AUGGCCGCGUCCGAACUUACGGCGCCCCGCUACUUGACUGGUGAUCAGGCCGGCCUGCGCGAGUUCUUGGACAAGUUUGAUGUCUUUCUCUUCGACUGCGAUGGCGUUCUCUGGUCCGGUGAUCAUUGCUUCCCGGGCACCGUUGAGACCCUUGAAUUGCUUCGCAAAAACGGCAAACAAGUGGUUUUCGUGACCAACAACAGCACCAAGUCGCGCGCCGACUACCGCAAGAAGCUUGAGGGUCUCGGAAUCCCUAGUACAGUGGAAGAGAUCUUCUCGUCCUCCUACAGCGCCUCGAUCUACAUCUCGCGCAUUCUGCAGCUCCCUACCGACAAGCGCAAGGUCUUCGUGAUCGGUGAGACCGGCAUUGAGCAGGAACUGCGCUCCGAGAACGUGCCGUUCAUCGGCGGCACCGACCCAGCCUACCGACGCGAUAUCGAGCCGGCGGACUAUGCGCGAGUGGCGGCGGGCGACCCGGCCCUUCUUGACCCCGAGGUUGGCGUGGUGCUGGUGGGACUGGACUUCCACGUGAACUACCUGAAGCUGGCGCUGGCGUUCCACUACGUCAAGCGCGGGGCUGUAUUCCUGGCGACGAACAUCGACUCAACGCUGCCGAACUCGGGCACGCUGUUCCCCGGCGCAGGCUCAAUGAGCGCACCGCUGAUCAUGAUGCUGGGCCGGGAUCCUGUGGCACUGGGCAAGCCAAAUCAGGCGAUGAUGGACGCGAUCGAGGGCAAAUUCCAGUUCGAUCGGCAACGGACGUGUAUGGUAGGGGACCGGGCAAAUACCGAUAUUCGGUUUGGCCUGGAGGGCAAGUUGGGGGGCACGCUGGGCGUGUUGACUGGGGUGAGCUCGAAGGAGGACUUUGUGGAUGGGCCGGUGCGUCCGUCGGCGUAUUUGGAUCGAUUGUCGGAUUUACUGGCUGUGGAACCGUGA
This is a messenger RNA of Penicillium macrosclerotiorum, 936 nucleotides long. RefSeq lists its product as uncharacterized. Lineage: Eukaryota; Fungi; Ascomycota; Eurotiomycetes; Eurotiales; Aspergillaceae. Gene Ontology annotation, molecular function: phosphoglycolate phosphatase activity; alkaline phosphatase activity. Bases 1 to 936 code for a protein of 311 amino acids. The record is from RefSeq and is a predicted model, not a curated record. The transcript is spliced from 5 exons.